This is a messenger RNA of Penicillium oxalicum, 3108 nucleotides long. Its product is annotated as putative beta-galactosidase. Gene Ontology annotation, molecular function: beta-galactosidase activity; carbohydrate binding. Gene Ontology annotation, biological process: lactose catabolic process. NCBI's taxonomy places the organism in Eukaryota, Fungi, Ascomycota, Eurotiomycetes, Eurotiales, Aspergillaceae. Bases 1 to 3108 code for a protein of 1035 amino acids. The record is from RefSeq and is a predicted model, not a curated record. Gene Ontology annotation, cellular component: beta-galactosidase complex. The transcript is spliced from 2 exons.
AUGUCUUUCCCCAAAGCGCAACCCGACUGGAACAACCUCGGUGUUCUGCACAGGAAUACCCUUCCUUCCAGAGCCCAUUUCUACACAUAUGGAUCGGAAGACAAGGCCCUGACUUUUAAUCGCGAGGAGAGUGAAUAUAUCUCCCUUAAUGGCACGUGGAAAUUCCGACAUGACACCUCCCCCUUUGAGGCCCCAGAAUGGUCCUCAGUCAAUCCCUUGACGUGGGACGAUAUCAAAGUUCCUGGCAUGUGGCAGGUCCAAGGUUACUCUCACCCAACGUACACAAACGUUAACUAUCCCUUCCACGUCGAUCCACCCAACGUGCCCAUCCUCAACGAGACUGGAUCCUACUGGAGACAAUUCGUGACACCCACCUCCUGGGACGGACAGCAGAUCCGAAUUCGGUUCGAAGGUGUGGACAGUGCUUUCCACUUGUGGGUCAACGGCGAGGAAGUCGGCUAUUCCCAAGGAUCACGAAACCCAAGCGAAUUCGAUAUCACCUCCCUGCUUCGACCGGCUGGUACGGUCAACACGCUGGCGGUGCGUGUGUACGAGUUCUGUGAUGGUUCCUAUAUUGAGCGACAAGACCAGUGGCUUCUGAGCGGCAUUUUCCGCGACGUUGGUCUUCUUGGAUUCCCCAAGAGCUCCAUCGUGGACUUUGAUGCCGUGCCAACUCUGAGUGAGGAUCUUGUCUCUGGUGAGCUGAUCACCAAAGUCAAGAUCCAGGGUGAGACCGGUGACGUAAAGGUGAAACUCCUGCGGCCCGACGGCAGUCUUCUCGAGCAAUCCAGUUUCUUGUCCUCCGAGUCGAGCAAGAUCAAGGUGACUGGCGAUGAAUUGAAAUUGUGGUCGGCGGAGCACCCGGUUCUGUACACUUUGCUGGUCACUUUCAACGGUCGCACGAUACCGCAGCGCAUCGGCUUCCGUCGUAUCGAGCGAAAGGGUGCAAACUUCCACGUUAAUGGAAGACCGAUUAUGCUGUAUGGUAUGAACCGUCACGAGCACCAUCACCUCUUUGGCCGUGCGGUACCCUACGAGAGCAUGCGUGCGGAUCUGGUGAUGAUGAAGAAGUACAAUAUCAAUGCCUUGCGCUGCAGUCAUCAGCCCAACGACCCGCGCUUGUAUGAAGUGUGUGACGAGCUGGGUCUCUAUGUGAUCGCCGAGGCCGAUCUGGAGACUCACGGUUUCGACCCCGUGGAGCGUUCCAACAUCCCCGAUCAGCAUCUCAUGACCGAGUAUGAGAUCCAAGAAGCAUCUUACAAGAGGGCCACAAAGUGGACAUCCGAUAACCCCGAGUGGAAGGAAGCGUACCUGGAUCGGGCUGAGCAGCUCGUUCAGCGAUUCAAGAACUACUCUUGCAUCAUUUUCUGGUCCCUUGGUAACGAGGCAUUUUACGGUCAGAACCACGCGAGCAUGUACAAGUGGAUCAAGGAGGCCGAUCCGACCCGUCUGGUGCACUAUGAGGGCGAUCGUGAUGCCAUCUCUGCGGACAUGUAUUCGACUAUGUAUUGGAGCCCCGAGGCUCUGAAGCAGCAUGUGGCGGACAAGCCGGACAAGGCGAUGAUUCAAUGCGAAUAUGCUCAUGCGAUGGGUAACGGUCCUGGUGGACUGAAGGAAUACAUUGACACCUACCGAAGCGAGCCACUCCUGCAGGGUGGCUUCAUUUGGGAAUGGUGCAACCACGGCAUGCUCAAGCGUGAAGGCACUCAGUCUUACUAUGCCUACGGUGGUGACUUUGGUGAUAAGCCAAAUGACGCCGACUUCAUUCUUGAUGGAAUGGUUUACUCCGACCACACCCCCACCCCCGGAUUGAUUGAAUACAAAAAAGCUAUCGAGCCGGUCACGAUUGCCUCCAAAGAGGGCCGUCUGGAAGUGACCAAUCACUACGACUUCAGUACUCUCGACCAUCUGUCUGCGUCUUGGCAUAUUGUCAAAGAGGCUGGAAACACCGAGCCUGUCGCUUGGCAGCUGCCUGAGAUUAAGCCCGGCGAAACCAAGGUGGUCGAUCUUCCCGAAGGUGUCACCUUUGGCUCGGAGCCAAGCUGGUUUGCUGCCAACUUCUCGCUCAAGGAUGCCACAUCCUGGGCUCCUCAAGGCCAUGAGAUUGCGUGGGCCCAGAUUCCCCUCUUUGAUGAAAGCAAGGUCACCCUUCCCCUUGUCAAGAGCCCCUCGUCGAAGCUUUCCAUCACUGAGAAUCAGGGCAAAUUGUACAUCUACUCGGACAGCUUUGCGGCCAACUUCACCUACGACUUGGUCCGAGGCAACUUGGCCUGGUCCACUGACUCUGGCAAGGUCUUCCACAGCGGACCCCAGCUUGGAUUCUACCGUGCCCUGACCCAGAAUGACGUUGGUGCUGGGGGCCCGCUGGCUGAGUGGAAGCGAUUCCGCGUGGACAGCCUAUGUCGCAUGCUCGUUCAGGGCUCUACCUGGUCCAACAACGACGACGGAAGCAUCUCUAUCACCACCAAGGUUCGCGUUGCCCCCGUGGUCCUUGAAUGGGCCAUGGUCGCCAACCUGACCUACACUAUUACCGGAUCUUCCGUCCAACUCCACGUCAAGGGUGACUUCACCGGUACCUUCCCUCAGGUGAUUCCUCGAAUUGGUCUCACCGUUCGUCUGCCCCGUCGCUACGAGGCUGCAACCUGGUUCGGUCGCGGCCCAGGCGAGUCUUACCGGGACAAGAAGGCCGCUGCUCGUUUCGGGACGUACACCUCGUCCAUCGAUACCGGCCUUGAGACACCUUAUGAGUGGCCCCAAGAAAACGGCAACCGCACUGACACGCGCUGGGUCCGAGUUCACGCGGCUUCCGAUGAGACGGCAUACGCUGCCUCUGCCAAGGCUCAGCCGUCGUUGCCUCAGAUUGAGGCGAGAAUGGAUUCGCCUUUCAACUUCUCAUUGAGCCGAUACUCGAUCGAGGAGUUGGAUCGUGCCAAGCACCCGCACGAGCUGAGUGCUCUGGAGAACGAAACCGAGUUCACGAUUGACUUUGCCCACCACGGUAUCGGUACCGGUAGUUGUGGUCCUGGUGCCUUUGAGGGUAACCGCCUGGAGGCGGGGCCGUUUGAAUUUACGACCGUGUUCCGAUUGCUGAGUGGUAAGAGCGAAUAG